AUGGGAGCAGGUGACGCUCUGUUAACUCAUGGAAAAAAGGAUUUAAAGGCUGAUGCGUUGGUUGCUGGAGAGGACUUUAACGAAAACGAAGAGGAAGUUAUUCGAAGUGACGAAGCGAUGGAAACAAUUUGUUCGGUCUAUACGAAGCAACACCCUGAUGAUGAUCUCAUUGACUUCCAAUCGCUAGUUCCUACGAAUGUGGACGAUUUUCUCGUGGGAUUUUUUUCACAAGAUCUAACUGCUACAGAGUGGCAAAACAAGGUCGACGAUCUACAAUAUCCAGACCAAAACGAUCAUGUAAUGGUUGCUGAGCGGUGUACCUUACCGCAACUCAUAAAAGUAUUCUCUCUUGGAGCAUACAAUCCCCUUCUCAGCAUUGCAACAAUUGAAUCAGCUCAUCAUAAUGCUUUUGUUCAUCCGUGUCUCGAUAUAGCAAAAUACAUCACAAAUAUGGAGAGAUUCUAUGACCGAUGCAGAUAA
Molecule: messenger RNA, 480 nt
Organism: Ambispora gerdemannii
Lineage: Eukaryota; Fungi; Glomeromycota; Glomeromycetes; Archaeosporales; Ambisporaceae
Source: the annotation of a GenBank genome assembly